Messenger RNA from Cyprinus carpio (common carp), 6942 nucleotides. RefSeq names its product kinesin family member 13Bb (gene kif13bb). NCBI's taxonomy places the organism in Eukaryota, Metazoa, Chordata, Actinopteri, Cypriniformes, Cyprinidae. Gene Ontology annotation, molecular function: microtubule binding; microtubule motor activity; ATP binding. Gene Ontology annotation, cellular component: adherens junction. The record is from RefSeq and is a predicted model, not a curated record. Gene Ontology annotation, biological process: regulation of protein localization; microtubule-based movement. The transcript is spliced from 43 exons.
GUCGGUCUGGAAGUGUUUUAUUCCUGUCUGGAUGAGUCAGUGUGUCUGUUCUGGUCCUUUAAUCUGUAGCAGUAACACAUGAUCACUGCUGGAAUGACACACAGCUCAGUAACGAGCAGUCACGCUCUCACUGAACAGGAACCGGUGAGACAGGUGCAGAAGAUCUUCAUGAUGGAGGAAAGUGCUGUGAAUGAGUCAAAUGUGAAAGUGGCGGUCCGGGUGCGACCCAUGAACAGGAGAGAGCGAGAUUUAAAGACCAAAUGUGUUGUGGACAUGGAAGGAAAUCAGACCAUCCUGUAUCCGGCCAUUGGAAACCUGGGAAAGGGCGACAGCAGGAGCAAACCAAAGGUUUUCGCAUAUGAUUAUUGCUUCUGGUCUAUGGAUGAGGCUGAGGCAGCCAAAUUUGCAGGUCAGGAUGUGGUGUUUCAGUGUCUCGGAGAGAGUCUUUUGGACAGUGCUUUCCAAGGAUACAAUGCCUGUAUAUUUGCAUAUGGACAAACAGGCUCGGGAAAGUCGUACACGAUGAUGGGAGCGGCGGAGCAGCCGGGUCUGAUCCCGCGACUCUGCAGUUCUCUGUUCCAGCGCACCGUACAGGAGCAGAGGGAGGGCGAGAGCUUCACCGUGGAGGUGUCCUACAUGGAGAUCUACAACGAGAAGGUGCGAGACCUUCUGGAGCCCAAAGGGAGCCGGCAGGCGUUGAGGGUCCGGGAGCACAAGGUGUUGGGUCCGUAUGUAGACGGUCUGUCCCGCCUCGCUGUGACCAGCUACAAGGACAUCGAGUCUCUGAUGUCGGAGGGGAAUAAAUCCCGCACUGUGGCGGCCACGAACAUGAACGAGGAGAGCAGCCGCUCGCACGCCGUCUUCAACAUCAUUCUGACGCACACGCUCCGAGACCUGAAGACUGGGACGAGUGGAGAGAAGGUGAGUAAACUCAGUCUGGUGGAUCUGGCCGGCAGUGAGAGAGCUGAUAAAACUGGAGCUGGAGGAGAAAGACUCAAAGAAGGCAGCAACAUUAACAGGUCCCUCACGACUCUUGGACUGGUGAUUUCAGCCUUGGCCGAGCAGGGCGCGGGAAAAAACAAGAGUAAAUUUGUUCCUUACAGAGACUCAGUGCUCACGUGGUUACUGAAGGACAGUUUAGGAGGCAACAGUCGCACCGCUAUGGUAGCCACAGUGAGUCCAGCGGCCGACAACUAUGACGAGACUCUGUCUACACUACGGUACGCCGACCGGGCCAAAAGCAUCGUUAAUCACGCUGUGGUUAACGAAGAUCCAAACGCCAGAAUCAUCCGAGAGCUGAGAGAGGAGGUGGAGAAACUCCGCAGCCAGCUGACCGAGGCUGAGUCAAUGAAAGCUCCUGAGCUCAAAGAGAGACUGGAGGAGUCAGAGAAGCUGAUCCAGGAGAUGACCGUGAGCUGGGAGGAGAAACUCAGGAAGACUGAGGAGAUCGCACUGGAGCGACAGAAGCAGCUGGAGAGUUUGGGAAUUUCUCUGCAGUCGUCUGGGAUCAGAGUCAUUGAUGAUAAAUGCUUCCUGGUCAACCUGAACGCAGACCCCGCCCUCAGCGAGCUGCUCCUCUACUAUUUAAAGGAACACACUCGUGUGGGUUCUGCAGACUCUCAGGACAUUCAGUUGUGUGGUUUGGCAAUUCAACCGGAGCACUGUGUUAUAGACCUCAAACUAGAGAUGGGAAUCACACUCACCCCGAAGAGAAACGCUCGCACGUGUGUGAACGGCGCUGUGGUCUCGUCUCCCAUCCAGCUGCAUCAUGGGGAUCGAAUCCUCUGGGGAAACAACCACUUCUUCAGGAUCAGCGUGUCGAACGCGUAUCGUGUUGGUGUGGAGGAUGAGGAGGGGAGCGUGACGAAGGCUGGUCUUCACGCUGAACAUCUGGAUGUGGAUGUAGAUCGUCUCAGUCACGCCUCCAGUGACAACAGCUUCAGUUUUGAGUCGGCACAGACCGAAGUCAUGAUGAAAGCGCUGGGAAACAACGAGCCGCUGCAGUCGGUGCUUCACUCUCUGGAGCGCAGGCAUGAGGAGGAGAAGCGCUCGGCUCUGGAGCGCCAGCGGCUGAUGUACGAGCAGGAGCUGCAGCAGCUGCGCAGACGUCUGUCCACAGAGCUGCAGACGCAGCACCAGCGCAGCAGCGAGCAGCUCAGCGCCAGCCUGCUCUCCUCUCAGAGCACACUGCGCCAGUCGAGUGACGAGAGAGAGGUUCUGAUGAAUCGAAGUCUGCGUAAGCUGAAAGAGCAGAUCGUGAAGGCCAAUCUGCUGGUUCAGGAGGCUGGCUUCAUCUCUGAAGAGCUCAACAAGAAAACCGAGUAUAAAGUCACACUGCAGAUCCCGGCUGCCAACCUCAACGCCAACCGCAAGCGGGACACGGUUCUGAGCGAGCCGGCGGUGGAGGUGAGGAGGAAGAGCAAAGGCAAGCAGAUCUGGUCCAUGGAGAAGAUGGAGAACCGGCUGCUGGACAUGAGAGAGCUCUACCAGGAGUGGAAAGACUAUGACGAGGACGAUCCUGCCAUGCGCUCCUACUUCAAGCGCGCUGAUCCGUUCUUCGACGAGCAGGAGAACCACAGUCUGAUCGGUGUGGCCAACAUCUUCCUGUCCUGUCUGCUGUAUGACGUCAAGCUGCAGUACGCAGUUCCCAUCAUCAACCAGAAGGGGGAGGUGGCGGGUCGGCUUCACGUAGAAGUGGAGCGUCUGAGCGGAGAACUAGAGGAGCGUGAGACGGGAGGCUCUGAGAUCAGUCCAGACAGCGAGACGCAAGAACGCAAACUCACCUGCAUGAUCAAGGUGUUGCAGGCGACAGGGUUGCCUCAGCACCUCUCCAACUUUGUUUUCUGUCAGUAUCAUUUCUGGGAGCAGCAGGAACCCGUGUUUAUCGCUCCGGAAGUGGGUCUGACGGCCCCCAGCAGCAGAGAGCCGCAGAGUCUGGUGAUGUUUGACAACUGCAAGACUCUAGAAGUGGCCGUGACUGAAGACUUUGUGGAGUUUGUGAUGGAGGGCGCCGUGGCGGUUGAGGUUUAUGGUCACAAACAGGCGAAUCCACGCAGGAAUCUGGCUCUCUGGGACCUGGGGGUGAUUCAGGCAAAGACUCGCUCUCUCAGAGAGAGGUGGAGUGAAGUGACCCGCAGGCUGGAGCUCUGGGUUCAGAUCCUGGAGCUGAAUGAUGCUGGAGAGUUUGUGCCGGUGGAGGUUCAGUCAGCUAAGGACGUCUGCACAGGAGGAAUCUUUCAGCUCAAACAGGUCUGUACAGGGUCAGUCCAGGCGUGUUGUGGGUGUGUCCAGGACUCCGGCACCAUGCCUCUGAUGUGAUAGUCUGUGCUCAGUGUCUCCAUCGGCAAUGUGGAGGUCCAUCAGGUGGGAGAUAAAGAUGUGGACAGUUAUCAGGAGGUUGAUCUGGAGAGACUGAGAGCUCGGUGGCUCACAGCUUUAACUGAACGACAGGAGUAUCUGGACCAACAUCUUCAGAGACUUGUUGGCAAGCACGAUAAGUCAGAGGAGGAUGUGGAGAGCGAGUCGCAGCUGCUGGAGUGUCGUCUGACGCUAACGGAGGAGAGGAACGCUGUGCUGGUGCCCUCUGCUGGCAGCAGUAUCCCAGGAGCCCCAGCGGAGUGGGCUCCUGUGCCGGGAAUGGAGACGCACAUCCCAGUCAUCUUCCUGGACCUCAGCGCUGAUGACUUCCACGAUCAUCUGUCCGCUCCUCUAGCUGGAGGUCUGGAUGCUGCGCUCGACAGAGAAGAUAAAGAUGAUUUCAUGGACUUACAGAUAGUCAGAUACUACGAUAAUGAGGUGAAGGCAGAGGCAUCAUGGGACUGCACCGUUCAUGACAGUCCUGAGCUGAAUCGAGCGACGGGGCCGGAUCACAGGAUUUACCUCACCGUCCGCACCAUGGUUCUGCUCAGUCAUCCCGCACAAAUGCAGCUGGUGCUACGCAAGCGCAUCUGUGUGAGCCUCACCGGACGACAGGGUUUUGCUCAAAGUCUGCUGAGGAGAAUGUCUCAACGCAGCUCAGUUCACGGCUGUGGAGUCACGUUUGAGAUCGUCUCCAAUAUCCCAGGGGACAUUCAGAGCUCUGAGGACAGAGAGAUGCUCGCCCGGCUGGCUGCCAGCACCGACAACCCAGGAGCCGACAGUGAAGCCGCCAUCCAGAAAUACCUGCGGAGUGUGUUAGCGGUGGACAACAUCCUCACGCUGGACCGUCUCAGACAGGAGGUUUCGGUGAGGGAACGUCUAUCAGAUAAAGGAAAGAUUUCCAAACGCGGCCUCAGUUCACCAAAUGUACACCGGCUUUCUGGCAGCGGGAAAGAUCUGUCAUCCAGCCAAGACUCAGAAGACAAUAAAGGUGGUUGGGACAGUCGGCAGGAGAUUUCUGUGCUAACAUCAGCCACGAAGAGCCCUUCUCACUCAGCGUCUGUACAAAAUCAGAACGCAGAGCCAGGUCUCUCAGGAUUUGCUGCAUCUUAUUUCUCCCCAGUGAAAGCUCUAGUGUCUCCAGUACCCAAGAUGUUCAAGACUCUGUUGUCCAAGAAUGAGGAGAAGAAAGAGACGAGUCCUCCUGCUGCCUUUGAGCAGAAUGUGCCACGUAUUGUUGUUCAGUCUGUCAGUCUUGAAGACAUCAACAGCUAUGAACUGACUCCACAGGCUCUUUCAAAAGACCGUACUCAAGACAGCCAAUCAGAAUCUGCUUCCUUUCUGCCCAUAUUUCCGGUUAUUCCUGAUAAAGUAGAGACCACUGAAGCAUCCACCAUAUCCUCAGAAACCACGUCUGACAUCAAGAUGAGCCGUGCUAUGGAAACUCCAAUUUCAGAGAAUUCCGAGAAUAAGGAGAUUCUGUUGCCUCAUCUUCCACAAGAAGUUAAAGAAGUUCCACCUCUUUCUGUUCCUCCAGUGGCUGAGGAAGUUCUACCAUCUAAUCUUACUCCAGAAGUUGAGGUUCCACCUCCUAAUCGAUCUUCAGAGGUUAAGGAUGUUCUACAUCCAUCUGUUCCUCAAGUGAGUGAGGAAGUUCUACCAUCUAAUCUUACUCCAGAAGUUGAGGAGGUUAUAUCUCCAUCUGUUCCUCCAGUGGUUGAUGAAGUUCUAGCUCCUAAUAUUUCGCCAGAGACUGAGGAAGAUCUUUUUCCGUCUGUUUCUGCAGAAGUCAGAAAGAUUCCACCUCUUUCUGCUUCUUCAGGAGUCAAAGAGUCUCUACUUCCCAUGUUUCCAUCCGAGAAUAACAAGGUUCCACCUCCUGCUUCUGUAGAGGUUGAAUACCCCAAGCAAAGCCCAGUUGGUGAAUCAACAAACAGCUCCAUCAGCGACGUCUCAAGUGGAUACAUCUCCACAAGUGUCUCCACAGCGACUCUCUCGGAGUGUGCGGUCUCGAAUCUUGACCCUCCUCUCCUUGACAGCACAAAGGCCAAAAUAGACUCUACUUCCAAAACAACUGAACCAAACACAGAGUUUGUGCCAACAAGCAGCACAUCCCCAGAGCAUCAGUCAAAACUUGAACCAGCUGACCUAGAACUUGGAAGACAGGCACCUACAGAACCGCAGACUUCAGAAGAACAUGGUCAAGUGUCUCCUCUUGAUACAUCUCCUCAAAAACUCCUAAGUGUUUCUGAUUCCUUACCUCAAGAAACCUCUGAAGCCAACAUCUCUUCAUCUUGUUCAGCCGCAUCAGUACCAUCUACACCUCUGGCACCACCAGCUGCCUCGAAAGCAACUAAACCAUCAGUUCCAGUCAAGACAGCUAAGCCAGCAACGGCUGACCAGCAAUCAAGACCUGAACAAAACGUCAAACCCACUCCUGCUCCCACCUCCAACCCUUUCCAAAUCCACAGAGUCAAAUCCUCCGGCCUUAAGUCAUUCAAAGUGAUCUUGCAUGAAGAAGUCGAAGAGAGCAAAACUAAACUCAGUAACUCUUUAUCUUCACUGAGUGAGUCUCAAGAAAGACUGGAGAUGCUUUCAGAUUCAGAGGAAAGCCUUGAGAUUCCCGACUGGCUGAAAGAGGAUGAAUAUGUGUCUGUGGGCACAAAUAAAACUGGAACAGUCCGUUAUGUUGGACCGACUGACUUUGCAAAGGGCGUUUGGGUUGGAGUGGAACUUGAUGUUCCAGCAGGUAAAAACGAUGGUUCGGUUGGCGGUCGCCAUUACUUCCACUGCAACCCCGGUUACGGCGUUCUCGUGAGACCAAAUCGGGUCACGAAAGCGGAAGGUACCGCUAAACGGUCAAGGCAGAAACGCAAGCAGAACCUUUCAGGAUCUAGUCCCAACCUGGCAGCCCUUACAGCGAUGGCCAAAGGAGAAGCUGGAGCACGCAAGGGUGAAAACAGGAAGUCUUGGGUUAGCUGAGGACAAUGCAUCCUUGUUGAUGGAUGUGUCUGGAGGACAGUAUUGGUAUGGCGCGGAAACACUACACUGAUACUGGCAGGGAUCUAACUGUCAUCUGAUUUACUAAUGCAUAUUUGCACUACAUAGUGCCUAGUGUUCGAAAAACCUAUGUUUCAAGGCACAUUUUAAGCCUCAGUAAGCAGUAUUUUUGGUAUUAUUCUUUUUAAAAAUGUUUUUAAUAUCACAAAGUGCCCUGUUAUCUGAAGCCAAUGUCAAGGAGCAUGUGGAUGUUCUCUAAAAAAAAAAUCAAGGAUUCACUUGAGUGCUUCAUUUCAUGAUUUUACAUACAGUAGGAAGCUGGGAUGGGUUUUACUUGUGGAGAUUGAAAGUGCCACACAGUUUUAUUCAUAAAUGAAUAAUUUUAGUGUUAUUAUGGUGAGUUAGUUCUGUAUUUUCUGUUGGUUUGGUACCUUUGUAUUGUUUUUUUUUUCUUCUGCUGCUUCUUGAAUGAGUAAUUUAUGAUCAAAUUAUUUGUUUAUUUAUUUUGCAGAUCAAACUAAUGACAAAAAAUAAUGUUGAAGAUUUUAUAUUGCAAUGGUGAGCGUAAUAAACUUUAUUUUAUCA